UGACCCCUGACCCUCCAGGCAAGUCCGAAUGACGUCAUGGCACCAAGAUGGCGGCGGCCCUAAGGAGGAGGAAGUCAGUCGCUCGCUAGUCGGGCGGAAUUGUUUCGUGCAAACGCGACGAACCGGGCCAAUUGAGCGGGGAUUUCUGUAACAGCGCGAGUAAGUUGUUCCAGGGCCGAGACCGGGCGAUCGGCGCUAUGGCUGCGGCGGUGGUUCCCGUAGCGAGCUCCUCGCGCACGCAGCCCGACGUGUUGUUGAGCGGCGCCGCGCUGAGCGGCCGCUUCCAUCGGCUCUUCGCCAGCCCCGCUAUACAGGAGUCUGUACCCGCAAGAGCCAGCCCAACCAAGAAGAAAACAAGGAGGAAAGCAAAGCCCAAGACUAAGGAGAAGACAAAGGGAGGAACCACCAGUAGUAAUGGCAAUGAAUCCAUUCCUUUUCAAGUCCCCACCAUAGAGAUCCCAGGGAAUGCGUCAGCGUUCAAUGUGUACGCACACAUUCGCCAGGCGGUGUUAGACCGUCAGACACGAGAAACUGCCAGGAUUUUAGCCACCUUGACAAGCGAGAAGCGAGCGGCGGAGUCGGAUUCGGAGGAUGAAACGGAGGAUCAAGUGAAGGAAGUGAUUCCCAAACUUCCCAGGAUUGUUGGCAUUGGGCUGUGCGGGGUGUUCGAGCUGAUCCGAGAGACGCGCCUGUCCCACCCGCCACUAUGCGCACGAGCCCUGCAGGCACUGCUGGACAUGCUGCAAGGACAGCAACCAGAGGGCCUUCGGAACGAACCAGCAGAUGUCAUAGAUUCCCUGUUCCAGUUGCUGAUAGAUCUGGUGAACAACUCUGGUCCGGAGACCAGCCCCACCACCGACUGCACGUCGCUCGCUGCCCUGGCCUGCUCCUGUCUGCUCAGCCUGGUGGUUGCUAGGGGUGACACGGGGAAACUACUCAACGCUGUCGCGGCACUGUUAAUCAGCCCGGGAAGCCAGUCAGCGCAGGCAGUAAAGGUUCCCUCUAUCCUGUCCUCCCUACAGAGGAGUGUGGUUGCAGUACUGCUGGGGAAGCCUCAGCAGCCCAGCUGGCUCUCCUGUGGUAUCACCAAGGAGUCACUGGUCGACACCUGGAAACUAGAGUCUCUAGAAAAAGUUGCCAGAGAGUUUGAUGAGAGCAGGUCUUCCUACAGUGCAAUACAGAGUGAUGGACACUAUCUGUACAUACACUGUCUGUCGGGGUUGUACAAAAUUGGGUCUGGGUACAGUGGGACAAUCAAGGGUCAUGUGUAUGCUGCCAACCCAGCAUUCCAUACAAAGGAGAAAGGCUGGCUAGGAUAUGCCAAGGGCCAGCUGUUCUUCAGGAGUAGAUGUCAUGCUGCUAAUUCGCUGGUGCUCGUUAACACAGAAACACUGGAGGAACAGCAGGUGUUUGAACUGGAAGAUACCAGAAGAGGCUGCAAAGUGUUUUUCACCGAUGGAGAGAACAUUGGGCAGAUUGUUGCAGAUAGAGAAGAUAGUUUCCUAGUGCGGUUCUAUAACCCGCUGGUAUCCCCCAUGCCGGUGACACAGGAGUUACCACUGAGGCUGGCGAGGAAGUGCCUGGAUCUGUGUGGCUGGGCAAACUUUGACCAAAACCAGGAGCUCCACACUACAUCUUUAGGUGUGGAUGAAGAGGUUGUCUCAGUGACAAGUGGAAAGGACAUUGCAAUAAUCAGAACCACAUCAGGGAAGCUGCUGUACACUGGCAAGUCUCAACAGCUGGGCAUCAAGCAAGGCGGACCACCCCUGGGGAAGUGGGCGGAGCUUCCCAUCACCAAGUCCCCCAGGGUGGUGCAGUGCUCCAUGGGACAUGAAGGGGUGCACGGCCUGCUGGUGUCCGAGGACGGCAGCGUGUUCUUCUGUGGAACAGCCAGGAGGGGGGAAGAUGGGGACCAAGUGAAGCGAGCUCGGCAGCCCAAGCCAUCCAAACCCAAGAAGAUGAUCAAGCUUGAGGGCAGGCAUGUGGUGUGGAGUGCCUGUAAUGUGGGCAGCAGUGCUGUGGUUACCAAGGAAGGGGAGCUGUACAUGUUCGGCAAGGAUACAGCAUAUGCAGACACCACCACAGGUCUGAUAUCAGAUUUGAAAGAAGAGGCCGUUACCCAGAUAUCUCUGGGUAAGGCCCAUGCCUGUGUGCUGACUGCAAAGGGGGAGGUUUUCACGUUUGGUGUGAACAACAAAGGACAGUGUGGCAGGGACUUCACACCCCAGCAGAAGGAAGGCGCCUCAGCGGGAGCGAUGGCGGUGGGUGCAGAAGACGAUCACGACGAGGACGUGACGGAGGAGGCUAGCGACCCCAGCCUGUGUCCGCCCGGCACCCACGUGUGGAAGAUGGAGAGGUGCAUGGUGUGUACGGUGUGCGGGGAGUGUACAGGGUACGGGGCCAGUUGUGUCAGCAGUGGCAUGCCGGGAAGGAACCCUGGAACGGCAUGUGGCUGUGGGUCCGGGGACUCAGGCUGUAGUGAGUGUGGCAUCUGUAAGUCCUGUGCAGGUGAGGACGAUCCCAACCGCCAGUCCAAGAUGAAGGAACUUGCCCAGCUAAAGAAGUUAUUACCUGGCUGUGUCGAUGUCAUGAUAGGUCGACUACAAAAGACUGCAGACCAAAAGAAAGACAAAGUAGUUAAGAAACUACUGAAAGCCACUAGCAAUGUAAAGGCAAAAGCUGCUGAUGGUUAUGCCAGUGAUGACAGGGACCAAGAGAGAGACCCAGGUAAGCUGGCCAUGACUGCACCAGGACAGGUGAAACUAGGGGCCAGGGAGAUACCUGCCACACAUGUGGUCUGUGGACUACAGCAUACAGUUGUUUUGCUGCAGAAUGGGGAGGUUUAUACCUUUGGUAAUAAUCAGAUGGGACAGCUAGGGUGCAAGGACAGCCACAACAGGGGUCUUCCUGUCAGAGUGGAGCUUCCCGAGCGAGCAGUCCAGGUGGCAGCUGGGAGUAACCAUACAGUCAUCCUCACAUCUCAGGGCAACGUCUACACUUUUGGGGCUUUUGCGAAGGGGCAACUGGGGAGGGAACAUGGGUCCUGGCACCCAGGGAACACAGAGCCUGGCAUGGUCACCGGGGUGGGGCCAAAGUUCGGCAGGAGGGCCACGUGGGUGGGGGCAUCAGGGGACCAGACCUUCAUCAAAAUUGACGAGUCACUCAUCAAUGCAAGAACACUAGCAGACGCCACACUGUUUGCAGACCAGAAGUGCAUAGGUGUGGUUGUAGAUCUGGAAGGUGAUGGCCCAGCUGUGCCAGGCCGAUCACUCUUCAUCAGUAAAACUGAUGGCACGUGCAAAAGAAGGACACCUGUUUUCUACAGCUUCUCAGGUGGCAACCAGGCAGACCUCACAGACAGCUGCUUGUGCCUUGAUCCCAUGCAUGGAGUUCUCUGGAGAUACCAGCCCAACACAUAUGCGGUGUCGUGCUACAAUGCCACGGCAGGAGAAGUGCGAGAUUUCCCCCCUCAGGAGUCGGACAGAACAGGAACCUGUAACCUCCUCAGUCCAGAGCUGGUCCUGCCCACAGUUCCAGUUGCCAUGACGACGAGGUCCCACAGUGCAUUACACCUGCUGGGUUGCCUGGAUACGCUGACCGUGUGCCAGGAUUUCGGCUUCGCGGUGACGGAACAGGCGCAGGACGUGCACAGCGUGGCCAGGAUAUUCUCCAAGGAGGAUUACAACGCCGUGAACAGAUUCGACAGCCAUGGCGGGGGCUGGGGUUACUCAGUUCACUCUGUAGAAGCCAUCAGGUUCACUGCUGAUGCAGACAUCAUCCUCGGGGGUUUUGGACUGUUUGGUGGCAGGGGAGAGUACACGGCGAAGAUCAAGCUGUUUGACCUUGGAACUGAAGGAGGAGAACAUGAAGGUGACGGUGACCUGCUGUGUGAAACUGACGACAUGACGUAUGAGUGUGGGUCCAGGGAAAAGUAUGCCAUCCUGUUUGAGGAGCCCAUCCUGCUGACUGCUAACAACUGGUACGUGGGCUGGGCCAGGGUCUCAGGACCCAGCAGUGACUGUGGAGCCAGUGGACAGACUAUGGUGACCACAGAUGACCAGGUGGUGUUCCAGUUCAAGAGUUCCAGAAAGUCCAAUAAUGGCACAGAUGUCAAUGCUGGCCAAAUUCCUCAACUGCUGUACAGACUUCCAACACUGGAUUCCAACUGCAGUAAUGGCGUGAAGUGCCAGAUGGAGCCAGUGCACAUCCUUUCCAGGGAUUUCUCUAGAUCUGUUUCUCCUAGCUGUUUUGAAUCACUACUUGACCUUCUGAGGUGGAGUUGGGCGACCUUCAAACUGGGUGUAGAGGAGCUGCAGGGGUUGAAGGGCGUCCACUUCACGGCAGCACUCCUGGACCUGGACAGACUGGUGUUUGUCAGUACAGCAUGCAUGAGGUUACUCAGGAGGUACAUCAGUGAGGUGUACCCCAAUGGAACUCUCAGCAAGAAGACCCCAGCUGAAUCUGCCAGGCUAUCAGAAUGUGUCGGAGAAACACGCGCAGUGCUCCGCAAAAUUCUCUGUGAAGAAAACAUGUUCCACCUUCCCCAGCCCUCCCCCUCCCACACCCCCAGUCGUCGCGAAUCCUCUCACGACUCGUGCAAACGCCUGGUAAACCGCGUGCUCGAGGAAUGCCACCAUACAUUCACGUGCUGCUUCCACGCGUUCUAUCCCACCUCGAGCCUAAAAUGGGUGUGUCUGUGCGACCUACUGGGACUGUUGGAAUCGGGUUCCGAGCAGAACGAGGGCAUUGGUCGGCUUCUGUCAGCCGUCAUGGCGGCACUGUGUCACCCAACGGUGAAGCUGACGUCCCUGCUGCCAAUCCUGAAGGAGAGCGAGUCUGACCCACAGCUCCCCUCCACUGCCAACAGUCCUGACGAGAACAACUCCAACAGUAGCCCCACCACGCCUGUAACCAGGGACAACGUCAGGUUCCCCAUCCUGGUGCAACACAUGGAACACAGGUCACAGUUGGAGGGUGCUGGAACAGGACACUGCACCUUUAAGGAGGUUCUGGACAAACUGUUGGCUAUCGUGGUUGUUCCAGUCAGGAUACAGCUCAGUGGGGAGGAAGUGAUCUACUCGGAUGCCCUGGUGUGUAACACAUGCGCCCUGCUGGCCGCUAUUGUGGGGGAACUGGCCACUGCUGCAACAGGCUCAGAGAAUGAAAUCCAAAGAUCGACCAUGCCCGUCUCGUGCACGCCAUCACGGUUUGCGCGAGUGAGCCAGGGGAAGAGCUGGAACACGGGCAACGGGUCACCCGAUGCCGUCUGCUUCAGCGUAGACAAGCCAGGGGUGGUCGUGGUUGGGGCCAUGCUGUAUGGGGGAGGGGGGCAACAUGACUACGAACUGGAGCUGCUAGAUUCUAGUGAGAGUGACAUUGGGGAUGGUUCCCACACCCAGAGAUGGACGACCUUGGAACUUGUGAAGGGCACGUACUACCCAGAGGACUGUGUGAAUGAUGCAGCUGAGGUCAAAUUUGAACGACCAGUCCCAAUUAAGGAGGGUGUGAAAUACGCGGUGAGGGUGAGAAAUCACGGCGGCAGGACGGCCAAUGGGGAUGGAGGCUUGCCAACGGUGAAGAGUGCGGACGGCGUGACCUUCACCUUUAGUUCCUGCUCUCUCAGCAGUAAUGGCACCAACCAGACCAGGGGACAGAUCCCCAACAUUCUCUACUACAGAACUCCUCAGGAGGGUGAGGCCCAUGCAGCCCAGAGUAGCCGACUGAUGGCAGAGUCCCACUCCAGGAGAACGGUGCUGUCUGUGGCCACAGCAGUGCUCAAGUCUGCCACGGACAUCCUCAGGAGAGCUCUGGUCACGCCUGAGAUGGAAGUGAUGGAGAUACUUGGCUCCGCCCACAUACUGUCAUCCCUGCUGCCUCUUCUACUGGCAAACCUGGGCCCUGUGGCAUCAUCUGACCCCAGGACCUCAGUCCAGGUGCUAUCCCUGGUCCAGGACGUCCUGCCUGCAGUGGCCUCCCUCAACCAGAGAUAUGCCCCGCCCCCUCCCAUCCUCAACCAAUCAGCACAGUCCAUCGAGGCAACCCUGUUGGAGGGGAACACCAACACCACCUCUGCACACUAUGCCAUGGUGGAGAGUGAACACCCGUACAAGCCUGCCACUGUGGCACACUACAAGAUCUCCUUCCCCAACAGUGUCAAAUGGAUGGCUGUAGAGUUUGACCCCCAGUGUGGUACAGCACAGCCCGAAGACAGCCUGCAGCUGUACAUCCCUGGGCGACACUUCAGGAAAGGUGCUGUCUGGGAGGACAGCCCGCAGGCCAGCGGCUGGUGGUCGGUGCUGAAGAAAUUCCACGGGAUCGACGCCUGGCCAAAUGGAGCAGUGGUGCUUCCCGGAAAUGAAAUAGCCUUCUCUCUGGAGACUGCCUCAGACUACAUGAAGGAUGAGAAGCUGUGUUUCUACGGCUUCAAGUGUUCUGUAGUGGGGUACGAGUGGUGCUCAACAACAGAAGAGGUCCUGGUACAGUUGGAGAAAGAGCUGUCAUACCUGGGUGCCAUGUGCGCCACCAUGCUGAUGAGGAAGGAUCUGCAGCUGCCUGCUGUGUCCAGUACUGAGGCUGAGGAGGACAUGGACUCACUGGAGGAAGGGGCACAGCUGGUGUUUGAUGCCCACUCCACCCUGUUGGGGAAGGGUUUUGCGCUGGUGUGCCCUCCCACAGUGCACCAGGCACUGGAGGGUACCCUGCUCCUCAGCACACAGUCUAACGAACGGGCCUUCCUCAAGGACUUCAUUGUCUGUACCCCUGGCACCAGUGGGGGGAGGUUCGCAAGAUGGCUGCAGCCUGACUCCUAUGUGGAUGCUAAGCUGACAGAGGUUGUCUUCAGUAAGGAUGAGCUGAAGUGCAACUGGCCCACCAUGAUCGUUAUCCGCACCUUGGACCAGUAUGGGGACCCUGUCAAUGUGCCUAGCCUAAAGGUCGAGGCACGUGCGGCACCGCUGGGCAGAAAUGGCGUGGACAGGAAGGUCCGUAGAACCGUGGUGGCAGAAGGGAAGUGGUUUGGUGGGGUGGACGCUCCCAAACUGGAUGUAACUUACGAGGCAACUGUACUGAAGGACAACAUGUCGUAUGUGGCUAUCACCAUGAUGAAGGCAUAUGAAGAUUACUCCUUUGAAGAGUUGAGGUUUGCCUCCCCUCCUGUAAGAAGACCGAGUGAGAACAUGUUGGUACGUGCCAACAAUGAUGGCACAUACAGUGCCAACUGGACCCCCACCAUGAGUGGAUGGUACACCCUGCACAUCACUGUGGAUGGCCAAGAGAUAGGAGAGGUGCAUGAGCUAGAAGUGGGAGAACCACCACAGGGAGUCACACCUCCAUCUUUGGCAAACCAGGCAAGGCCUCACCAACCAAGCAAGGUGCGAAAGUUUGUAACCCAACAGAGUAAAGGUCUGCGGGUUAGGAGCACGCCAUCGCUACAGAGUGAACAGAUAGGAGCCGUGGCUCCAAACGGCACCAUCACCUUUAUAGACGAGGUCCACAAUACUGAUGGAGUUUGGCUGAGGUUGGACUAUACCUCCCUCAAGCAGUGGUGCCCCACUAAUGGCAACAGUGAAGCCUGGUGCCUGGCUUUCAACCAGCAUCUGGGCAAGAACUUGCUUGUGCCUGUUGAGGAGCCCAAGUCUAUCAUUGAUGAGAUCAUCAAGGAGCGGAUCGCCCGGAAGCUGCCCGAGCUGAUGGAGAAGGUGCGGGGCCGGAAGGGUGGGCCAGGGAUGUACCAAGUGGUGAAGUGUGGGGCCUCAGGCCACAAUGUCAGGUGUCGGCCCAGUCUGAGGGCCACGCCUGUCGGCAUGCUGGUGCUCGGUAACCAGUUGACGGCUACAGAAGAGACAAGUAACUCUGACGGUACUUGGGUGCGGUUGUCCAAGCACAGCACGCAGCAGUACUGCGAGAGUGACGAGGGAGAGGCGUGGUCGCUGGCACAUGGGAAGAACGACAUCACCUACCUCAAGCACGAGUCCGAGCUCAGUAGCGAGAGGGAGGACAGCUUGGCGCUGUUCUCGCCCUCUCCUUUCUCCUCACCUUUUGGUUCUGGUCCAACGACUCCGUCAGCAAAGGGGUUCGACUUCAGAGGGGCUGAAGUCACUCCACCCAACUUCUGGUUCAGCCAACCCACUGAUAAUGCUGCAGCAGCUGCAUCCUCCCCAUCAGUGUUUGGACCCGACCCUAAGCUGGAGGUGUUGGACAUGUAUGGUAACACUGCAGGAGCUGGGAUCCCCCUGGCUCAGGCUGACAACCUACCUGCCUUCCCUCCAGACCCAUUCGUAUUCGGGGCAGCUGUGGAUUUAACAGGUACCCCAAACUUCUACUUUUCAUCAGUUCCCCCCACCAAGGAGAGGAAACCCACCCCCUCCCCCACCCGAGACGGACUGCCAUUGAAAAACAAACAAGGGGACAACGUUGAAGAGAGGAGACCCAACCAAGGCAUGAAAAGGGAGGGCGGCUCUUCUGAUUCAGAGAAGGAGAACACUGUACCAUCCUGUAGCAAAGAGAAGGGAGAUGUCAUUGUGGAAUUGAAGGAAACUGCACCAGAAGUGAUCAAAGCAGAGCCAGAGAAAAAACCUAGUAGGACUAGAAACUCUGGGAUACCCAUCCCAAGGAAGGGGGCAUCCCCUCCCAGGUCAAAAUCUGGCUCGCCAUCUGAAUCCCCUAAAAGUAGACCCAGUUCUCCGUUAGUAAAGUCUGAAUCCUCAUCACCGAGACUACAGAGAAAGGACAGGCAUAGAGCAGACUCUGAUUCCUCCAAGUCACACGGUGACUCAGAAAAGCAUGGCACGAGGGCUGAUUCUCCAAAGUCCCGGCCAGAGCUACCUCCUAAACCAGACCUCAGGAAGACCAGGGCGGAGGGGCCCAAACAUGGGAUUAUCAGCUCUCUCAAGUCGGACGCCACGGCCAGGAGUCGCUCCGAGUCACCUGUUGGGAAGAUCCACAGGGAGGUGACUGUGGAUUUGAGGAGUCGCUCCAAGUCUCCCCGGGGACGAGCCGGAUCAGAUCACCAGAAAUCCCACACAGACUGCUCUUCCCCUGGCAGGACUGGUUCCAUAAAAGGGAAAACAGAUGUACCUAGAAGUAGGAUAGAAGCUGUCAAGGCAAAAGCUGAAGCUCCCAUCAUUAGUACAGGUCCUCUUAGGAAGACAGAAGGUUCAUCAGCAGUGAUAGAUGGAAGGCAUGACGAGGUUCAUGCCGUGAAACAAGAAACAAAACUGUCCAGGAGAGCCCACUGCACUGUGCAUGAGGUUGGAAAGGGAACGGAAUGUACAGUCCAUGUGUCCAGAAUUCCAUCUCCGAGAUCCAGCCUUAUCAUUCCCAACAAGGAAAGAGUUCUUUCUCUGGAGGACUCCACAAGGCAGUCCAACGGAGAAUCGCUCACCACUACCACAGUCAACACGUGCACCCCUGACACCCAUGCUACCAAGACUGUUGAGACAGCUGAGCAUAACGCAAAGCCUGCAAAUGAUGUCAUUGUUCUUACAAAGGAGAGCAAUGCUGUUGUUGAGAAUGGACAUCCUCCCAGUGGAGCCGAUGGAACAGAUGAGGCUGUUCGACCUUCCAGCGUAACCCCUCCCCCACCCGUGAGCUCUUCUCCCCCUACAACUAGGAAAGCAACUCCCCCUCCAAAUGAUUCUGUCAAAGAACAUGUCAAGGGACAAUUCACCAUAGGUUUGGGGGGACCGAGAGAGGAGGCUGAACGGGUCUCCCCAAAACUGGGAAGGAAGGAAAGGACAGUACGACACCUUCGGAAUAAACGAGACCGUGCCAUGUCCCCCGUUCCAAAGGAAAAGCCGUCUGUGGAAAUACCCAGUGCUAAACCCAAGCUGUCCCUUUCUCGCAAGCCUGUGAAAGAUGCGAUCUCUCCCUCUGUGGCAGAGUGCAUGAGAGCGGUGUUUGCUGCUUUCCUAUGGCACGAGGGGAUUGUGCAUGAUGCGAUGGCAUGUGCCUCCUUCCUCAAGUUUCACCCCAACCUCACAAAAGAAGCAAGCUCAGGUCAGACCAAGGAGCAAGUGUCGUCAGAGAUGGAAGACUUCAGGGACCCUAGACUGAAAAAUAGGCAUUCCAUGGAGCUGACUUCAGCUUUGAAAAAGCUGGCUGAAAGAGAAGCUCCCUCUAACAUCAAUGCAUUAGUCAAUCCUGAGCCAUCCCCUAAGAGAGUAGCUGGCAAGGUAAACGACUCAAGGGGAGUGUCACCGAGUAAGGUGGCCAAGAGUUCAGAAACAAAGAAGGAGCCUCAGCUUCCUCUAACUCUGCAGCACUUGGUUUCAUUUUGGGAAGAAGUGUCGGCGUUUGUUCUCAACAUGGCAACACAGCAGGUGAUCCUACCCUCUCCUGCUGAGUUGGUGAAGAACAAGAAGGAACGGAAGGAACGUGAAAAGAAGAAGAAGAAAGAGAAGUGGCCCCAGCAGCAGGGUAAACAACAACAACAACAGCAGCAGCAACAACAACAGGGUAGAGGUAACCUGUUUGGCGAGGCUGCAGGAGCACCGUUUGUGGCAGGAGGGGAGAAGGAUGCAGCAUGUGAGCUGUGUGGAGGGACGUUCCCCCACCCAGUCACAUACCACAUGAAGCAGGCUCACCCUGGCUGUGGCAAACAUGCAGCAGGCAUGGGGUAUAACAGCGGGGGGAACUACUGUGGGGGGUGGGCAGGGAACUGUGGGGACGGAGGCGUAGGAGGGAGCAGCUGGUACCUGAUGUGUGAGAAAUGUAGGGACAAAUAUCUCAAGGAGAAGAAGGCGGCACAGAAAGAGAAAGUGAAGAAGGCUAAGAAGAGAGUCAUUCCGCUGAAGCCACCAAGAACAAUGACACCAAUGGAGGCCCAUAACAUCAUGAAAAACAAUGCCCUCUUUCUGUUGAACUUUGGCAGUGCGAUGGGACCGCACAUCCCGGCUCAGAGCCCAGUGUCCAGGAGACAGCUCCUGAGGCACGAACUCCCGGUGGUAUCUGAAGGUGACCUUGACCACGCCCACUUCCCCUCCGUUCCCUUCCUGUACCUACAGCAAAUUGCCGCUCAACAGGGUCACAACCUCUGUCCCAUGUCUUUCAACGACAACCUCUUCCGUGAGGAGAACCGGUUCCGAUCGGACUCGUUUGGCACCCCUCAGCGGACGAUAUCGAUCACCCCAGAUACCAGUCCUCACAAGGAGGAGGACCUGGUGUUCGCCGGGCCCAUGAGUGUAGAUUCCAGCCCCGUUGGGGAGGGGCUGAGUCCUAGGGUGCCAUUCCAGCGGUCUAUAUCUAUGCAAGGAACUAUACCUUCCUCUGAGGUGGAGAUUUUGGACAACAGUGGUAUGGGAAGCCUGAAACUACGGUCGUCCCGCAGGAGAACUGUCAGUGGAAACUCGGAGAGUGGGUCGUCCCUCCUACGCCACCCAUCGUCCCAGCUGGCCAGACUGGUAGAGAGUAGGGCCAAACAGCGGGACCUGCGAGACAAGGCACGCCAGUGGCCCGUCAUCGCGUUCAUCAUCCAGCGUCAUGACCUGGAGGGGUUAGAGGUCGCCAUGAGACAGUCUCUACGCAAGGCUGCAUGUAGGGUUCAUGCCAUGGAGGCCCUGAACUGGUUACUGCGGAGUGUGACCCAGCCCACCUGCCUACACGACCUGCUGUGGUUCUUCGUGGCGUCGCUCACUCCACCUGUCAUCGAGUUAGAGAUGGAAGAGGAGCCAGAGGAGAAGAAGAGAAAGAAGGAAGCAGACGUGCCUGCAGACCAGAAGCCUAUUCCUGAGGACGUUGUGCCCAGGAGGGCUCUGGAGAAUAGGCGUCUGCUGAAGAUUGAGGACCGUGAGACGACGGUGAGUGACCACCCCCUGUCAGACAUCACCGUGGCAGGGGAAGCCGUGUACCCCCUCCCCCAGGCCUUCCACCACCUCCUGCAGACCAUCUCGGACAUCAUGAUGGUCCUGCCCAACGGCUCGGCCCUGCAGCAGAUCGCCAUGCGCUGCUACUGCCUGCGCUUCAGACCCGCGGACCACAUGUUCCUGCACCGCAGCCACGUCUUCAACAACAUCAGCCAGAUUCUGUCCAAGUCAGACGAGGGGGACGGAGAUGAGACCAUCAGCACCAGCUCUGCCUCCAUGGGAGACGGGUCGUCUACAGCUGUCACUCAGGUAAACUACACAGUAGAGUGCCUGCGUGACAUCACCGCUCAGAUAGAACUGAAGGCCUCCAGUCGAACAGCCAUGAUUGCCAGUCUAACAGACGGGUCCACAGAAACGUUCUGGGAGUCUGGUGACGAGGACAGGAACAAGACCAAGUCCCUGACCCUCACGUGCUGCCGGGGGAGCGUCCCGCGUAUGGUGUACAUCCACAUCGACAAUACCAGAGAUCUAGCCAACAAGGUUACAAGUGUGAUCUUUAGUGCAGGAGCAGCCACCGAAGACCUCAGCAAGAUUAGGGUGGUGGAGCUAGAGCCUCGCCACGUCGGUUGGGUCCACUGUCACCUACCAGGCCCUUACUGUCGAGUGAUCAAGGUAGAACUGAAGGGGCCUGACAACAGUCUCCGAGUCAGGCAGAUCAAGGUGCUAGGUGAGGACGUGGGGAAGGCUAUAGUUGAAGCGAACCAGCUGGCCCCUGUGGUGAUCCAACAGAAGAACUGUGAGGCAGAGACUCUGAGAGUCUUCCGCCUCCUGACGAAGCAGGUGUUCGGGAAACUGAUCUCCAGCGAGGACAGACUGGUAGAACCGGACAGUAAGGAGGCUUCCGAGGCAGAGGAGAAGGGAGAGUCUGAUCUGAGAGAACACAUGGUCGGGAUUCUGUUCAGCAGGAGCAAGCUCACCAACCUACAGAAGCAGGUGUGUGCACACAUUGUCCAGGCCAUCUCCAUGGAGACGGCAAGGGUCCGAGACGAGUGGGAGGCGAACUUGUCGUCGCAGACGGAAGCAGGCACGCCGACGCAGGAGCCCAAGCCUGCCGAGCCGCUGAUACUGGCAGACACGUACUGCUUUGAGCUGCUGUCCAUGGUGCUGGCCCUGAGUGGGUCUACAGUGGGGAGGGCAUACCUGGCACAACAACUAGGACUGAUGAAGGAUCUUCUGUCACUGCUACACACUGGUACACCUAGGGUGCAGAGACAGGUUGCCUCUCUACUGAGAAGAGUUUUGCCUGAAGCUCCCCCACAACAGCUAGCCAACAUCCUGGGCAUCACAUCCCUCCCCCCCACAGACAUCAGCAUCCUCACUCAGGCCAGCUACAAGCCUGAGAACGUGCAGAAGGACACCCAGGGCAUCCUGGACGUGUUCCUGGGCUGCAUCACCAAGGCUCUGUCCGUACAGGUCAAGGUCAAAGGGGGAGGGGGGCUGGUGGAGAAGGCAGCCAGCAAGGGAGUCAACUCCAUAUCACUAGCCACAGCUCUGAACUCACGAGUGAAGAACAGCAGCAGCAGGUGGUGGUUGAGAGGUUCUGUCCCCAGUGACAUCGCCCAGCUCAUCAUCAGACUGGUCAAGGACAUGUCAAUGGGUAAACUGUCAGAAGAGUGGGCCAGGGUGACUAAGAGUGCUGUAGCAGAGAGCAUCAUGACACUGACCAAGAUGGAGGAAGAACAGAGACAGCCUCAGGAGUGUCUCUACACAGCAACUCUAUGGCUGGCUCUCGCCUCCCUGUGUGUGUUAGACCAGGACCAUGUGGAGAGGCUGUCAUCAGGACAGUGGGUGGGGAAAGAUGGGCAGCCCAAACAGAAGCCCACCUGUGAUAACCAUGAUGAUGGGGAGACCCUGGCCAUCAUCCUGUGCAGUGACUGUGGGAACCUGUGUGCAGAGUGUGACAGGUACCUCCAUCUCCACAGGAAAACAAGGCAGCACCAGAGACAGGUGUUUAAGGAGGAGGAGGAGUCCAUCAAGGUGGACCUCCAUGAGGGGUGUGGUCGCACCAAGCUGUUCUGGGUCAUGGCUCUGGCCGACAGCAAGACUCUCAAGGCCAUGGUCGAGUUCAGGGAGAGGAACGGGGGUAAGAUGACAUCGAGUGCCUCAGCAGGAACCUGUAGAUUCUGUGGUGCGAGUAGCAACACCGGUCUACUGGCUAUAGGGAACGUGUGUGCAGACCCAGAGUGUCAGGAACAUGCCAGAAAUGCCUGCACCAGGACCCUACCAUGUGGGCACCCUUGCGGGGGUGUGAAGGAUGAGGACACGUGUCUGCCGUGCCUCCAUGGCUGUAAGGGUGCAGAUGGGAUGACCCUGAAGCAGGACGCUGAUGACAUGUGUAUGGUGUGUUUUACCGAGGCCCUGUCUGCUGCUCCUGCCAUACAGUUGAUCUGUGGCCACGUGUUCCACCAGCACUGCUGUAGGAAUGUCCUGGAGAGGAAGUGGGUGGGGCCACGUAUCUCAUUCGGAUUCUCUCUCUGUCCCAUCUGUAAGUGUGAGAUUGACCACCCGACCCUGAAGGACCUCCUGGCACCUAUCCGGGCCCUGUAUGACGAUGUGAAGAGGAAAGCCCUGAUGAGACUGGAGUACGAAGGGCUGAGUCAGUGUGAGGCCAUCACCACACCUGGGGCCAGGUUCUACAACGAUACCGCAGGCUACGCCAUGAACAGAUAUGCCUACUACGUCUGCUACAAGUGCAACAAGGCAUACUAUGGAGGUGAGGCGCGGUGUGACCAGGAGGCUGGUGUGGGGGAGGACUACGACCCUGCAGAGCUGGUGUGUGGAGCAUGCUCAGAUGUCUCCAGGGCACAGAUGUGUCCCAAGCACGGCACAGACUUCCUGGAGUACAAGUGUCGGUACUGCUGCUCCGUCGCUGUCUUCUUCUGCUUCGGCACCACCCACUUCUGUAACCCCUGCCACGAUGACUUCCAACGGGUCACCAACAUCCCCAAACAAGAACUACCUCACUGUCCAGCAGGUAAGGAUGGCAGUAAUCUUUAUUUUCACUUCUGUAACCCCUGCCACGACGACUUCCAACGGGUCACCAACAUCCCCAAACAAGAACUACCUCACUGUCCAGCAGGUAAGGAUGGCAGUAAUCUUUAUUUUCACUUCUGUAACCCCUGCCACGACGACUUCCAACGGGUCACCAACAUCCCCAAACAAGAACUACCUCACUGUCCAGCAGGUCCCCGAGGGAAACAGCUGGAAGGGGAUGAGUGUCCUCUCCACGUCACCCACCCCCCCACAGGGGAAGAGUUCGCUCUCGGCUGUGGUGUGUGCAGAAAUGCCCACACUUUCUGAAGAGCCCACAACUAUACCCCAGCUACCUUCUGAACAAAUCAGGCAGACAUAUUCACUCCUUCAAUGGUCACAAGAGUCUUUAUAGAGACCUGAUCAGAGCUCUGGAGAAAAGAAAAGAUACUACUAACAGAGUUGUGAGAAGUGCAUGAUUGUAAAGUCGAAUGUACAGCUGCAGUCAAGAACUCUGACUCCAACAACGAUGGCUGGAAGUUUUUAUACAAAAAUCUAUAUGAGUAGAUAAAGAUUGUCACUGAUAUGCCAAGUGUUCAAGAAUCCAUGGAUAUAUGUGGAACUUCUUGAACCGAGGCAAGAUUGUAACUUCUCAAAGUACUUAAAGCCAAGGGAAAAGAGUCAAGAGUGUAAACUACUAAGAGGCUCCUCUUUCUCUUUGUAUCAAGGUGACUAUACCUUUACUGUAGAAAGUAAAAAGAAAAACACCUCUAAACUUGUAUAAAUCACGAAAAGAACACAAAUAGAAGAUCUAUUUUAGUAGACAUAUCUCGAUUUCUAUCUCCACUUACCUCCGCUGUGUAGACUCGAUAGAUCAGACCUUUAAGAUUUCUACAUGUCAGUUUGUGAGCAGACUUUGUACACAACUGUAUAGUGACCACACCCUGUGUAGACGGUAUGACCUAUGACCCUGCUGCUUGUCAGCUGAAAUACAGCCUGUGCAAUGGAGAAUUGCUGGCAUCCAUGCUCAUACUCAUAAUGUACAUACCAUGACAACCUACUUCAUCUGCAAAACUCAACAGUGCCACAGAUUUAUCAGGUGUAACGUGGCAACAGAUGUGUCAAUCACCCUGUUUCCAUGGUUACAGCUGACCUGAGUUGACCUAAGCUCCCAGGUUCCAUACAUCUACAAACAGUGUUACUUCCUCCAACACUACAUCGCAGGACUUCCAGAGAAGCUCAAUUCUGUAAUGGUUUGUGUUGAGCAGGAAAUGUUUACAUGUAGUCAUAGAAAGCCAGCAAUAUGUUACAGUUAUUUGUUGCUUUUUCAGCCAUUAGCUUGCAAUUUGGUUUACAGAAUCUGAUCUUUUCUUUUCUAUUAGUUUACGCCUAGAUGUCACAGAGCCAUGUAAUACUAGACAAAAGACUGUGCACAGAGUUUAAUAAUCAAUGUGUAAUCAGGAGUUAGUGCUUCUCUUUGCAGAGCUAUCAGGUAUAUUGUAAGGAUAUAGACACCUUAUACAUGUACUACAGUUUCUACAUCAAGUUGAUGUGCAUAUGUAAGAUAGCUCCUCUUUCUGAAGCCGACAAGGUUAUGAUAGCAACGGUUAUCUUGAAGAUUUCAGAAUAUUUUUUGAUUUGAGUAAGAAUAAAGUUGGAGAUCUUACACUA
Branchiostoma floridae (Florida lancelet) is the source of this 16502-nucleotide messenger RNA. RefSeq names its product E3 ubiquitin-protein ligase MYCBP2-like. The coding region runs from base 198 to 15161 and encodes 4987 amino acids. The transcript is spliced from 76 exons. The record is from RefSeq and is a predicted model, not a curated record. Lineage: Eukaryota; Metazoa; Chordata; Leptocardii; Amphioxiformes; Branchiostomatidae. Gene Ontology annotation, cellular component: nucleus.